AUGUCUGCCAAUAUGCGCUCGCCCAGGCUCUCAUCCAAUGCUAGAAACUUGUCUGACGCGAAGCCGUCCAUCGAGUCCUCAGAAGUAAUUGCCGAAACUCGAUCUAUAUCUGACUCUCGCAUUGGAGAGACAGACGAUGAUGUGCAGCUGUUCGAAGAGUUUGGUUACGUUCCGUCGUUCAAGCGCGAGUUUUCGAAUCUUGCCACGAUCAGCUUUGCUUUUAGCAUCAUGGGCCUAUGCUCUAGCGUUGCGACAACAUUCAACACACCUCUCCUUAUGGGUGGACCGGCCUCUGUAACCUGGUGUUGGAUUCUGGGCUCGUGCAUGUGUUUCACGCUCGGAUCAAGUAUCGCAGAGAUUGUAAGCGCAUUUCCUACCUGCGGAGGUUUGUACACCGCAUCUGCGCAACUGUGUCCCCCGCGCCACCGGGCGAUUGUUGGCUGGAUCAUUGGGUGGCUCAAUCUUCUUGGUCACAUAGCCGGACUUGCAUCGUCGGAAUUCGGGCUAGCAGAAAUGAUCUGGGCAGCAGUUGUUAUAUCAAGGGAUGGGAAUUACAUCGUGACUCAGAAUAUGACAGUCGGACUAUUCAUUGGUCUAAUUGUAUUCACAGGACUUUUGAACUGUCUAGCAACGCGUCAACUGUCUCAGCUCACGAAGGGGUUUGUUUUCAUAAAUAUUGGAACAACCAUCUUGAUUAUCGUCGUACUUCUUGCCAUGACUCCUAGAUCGGAUAUGCACCCUGCGAGCUAUGUGUUUGGCUCCGCCGGCCUUGUAAAUCAAUCAAAGGGAUGGGGUAGUGGACUUGCCUUCGUGUUCGGUUUGCUUAGUGUGCAAUGGACGAUGACGGGCUAUGAUGCAACAGCGCAUAUUUCAGAGGAAGUAAGACGAGCUGCAUACGCAGCACCAACGGCUAUCUUCAUGGCUGUGGUUGGCACUGGUCUUCUUGGCUGGGUUUUCAACAUUGUCGUGGUCCUGUGUUCUGGUCCCCUUGAGAACCUGCCGGGCCCAUCAGGGUCUGCCUUUCUUCAAAUAAUGGUGAUGCGUAUCGGGAAACCCGGCGCACUCGUUCUCUGGGCACUCGUAUGUCUGACCGCGUUUUUUGUCUGCCAGACUGCGCUCCAGGCGUCAUCGAGGAUGGUGUACGCAUUUAGUCGUGAUCACGGACUUCCGGACCGAGGCUACUUCGGUCAUGUCACGUCGUGGACGACUACACCUCUGCGUGCCGUCUGGUUCACAACGCUUUUGAGUGUUCUACCGGGCCUGCUCGAUCUCGCUAGCCCCGUCUCGGCCAACGCUGUUUUCGCCCUUUGUGCGAUGUCAUUAGACUCCUCGUAUACCAUUCCGAUCAUAUUGAGGCGACUCUAUCGUAAUCAUCCAGAGGUGAAAUUCAAGCCAGGACCGUUUUACAUGGGUGAUGGUCUGCUUGGAUGGGCGGCGAACAUUGCAUGUGUUUUCUGGGCCUUGUUCGUCUCCGUGAUCUUCUGUAUCCCAACGGAACGUCCCGUCACGAAGUCCAAUAUGAACUAUGCUUCGCUCAUGUGCGGAGGUGUCGUUAUCUUAUCUGGUAUUUGGUUCAUCUGCGGCUUCAAUUUAGAUCAGGAAGAAGAACACAGUUGUAUGAGAGGGUGUCUGGAUGCACCAUUGUUCUGUGGACACAAGUCCACGUUGGUUCAAUUGUUGUCAAUUCCAUUCCUACCCCCGCCUCCUCUACGUGCACGGCAUAUCUUGCGCCACGGAACAGGAAACACGUUGCUUGGGAGGCUCAACUUACCUCCUGAACUAUUGUUUCUGAUCUGCGACAACUUCGAUCGCCUGUUGGAUGCCAUUUCGUUUGGUCUCGCAAACACCAUCCUCUUCAGUAUCGCUCAGAAAAAAAUUCACAAGCUGCAGUGUGCUAAAUACGCUUGCUGGGUCAACAGUCGCAUCAUUUGUCUUGGCGACCACACGGACGACAACGAUCUACCUGAGGGUAUGAUGACGAAAGCUGAAUUAGAGGCCAUUCACAAACGUGCUGAGCUCAGUGACGACUUUGAUCCCGACGAUAUCUGUAACCUUUAUGACGCUGCAUGUGUCACAUUUCGCGAGCGAUCAAGCCCUCAAACCUUUUUUUGGAUAUAUCACUGCGAAUUCUCCUCCGACCUAUCAAGAAGUGAACAUAAGGAGUUUCAGAGGCUUUACGAGCCUGUCUAUGAAAUCGAAGGAGAUAAAACUGGUCCCUGGGCGCUCUGCAACCUGUCCAAACGAGAAUUCGUGCGUGCGGAUGCUACGGCCAAGGUGACAGGAGCAAAGUCUAUGGGUCCGUUCAUUGCAAGUAAGAUCAAUCUUGGGACGGUGCUGAUUUCACAAAUCUGCUGGUCGUCGGAUGACUCUACCGCGUCAAGCUACGAAAGACCAAUUCACCGCGGGGCCUGGGCGGGUGACCGCUUCGUGAUCACAACUUUGGAUCGCCUCGAAGCGUCAUCGGAGUAUAAGGAUGUCAGCAAUACAGUUCUCGCUGUGCUUACAGGGUUUCAAAAAUACGUUGGUCAAUAA
Molecule: messenger RNA, 2532 nt
Organism: Fibroporia radiculosa
Lineage: Eukaryota; Fungi; Basidiomycota; Agaricomycetes; Polyporales; Fibroporiaceae
Exons: 22
Coding region: 1-2532 (843 amino acids)
Biological process (GO): transmembrane transport
Cellular component (GO): membrane
Molecular function (GO): transmembrane transporter activity
Source: RefSeq, a predicted model, not a curated record